AUGGAACUCUCAUCUAUUGUGGUCGACGGUGAACAGACAGGAAGCAGGAGGCGAUCGCCCAUGAAUGAAGCAAGUUCAAGCCGUGGGGACAGGGGCAAAGAGAAACUUGAGUUCUAUUCAGAAACACCAACCGAACCGCAAGAAAAGGAUGAUGAAUUCCGAAAUUCAGUUUCGCCAAAUUUACUCCAUCGUAUGCAGAGUCGUCUGCGUAGAAGUAACGAAGAAAGAAGAAAUUUAAGCCAAUCCGUCCCCGUCACGUGGCUUUCUGGGAGUGUCGUGGGUAUCAGUGUCAAGAGUGUGGAACCUGAGAUUGUAUCAAUCGGUCCUUUACAUCGCCACCGAACAAAACUGCAUCAGUUCGAAGAGUUCAAAUGGUUCUUUCUUGAUAAAUAUCUUCGCCGGAAACCGCCGGUCGACGAGUACCUGCGGCAUCUUCUUCUAAAAAUGGAGAAUUUGGAAGCUCAAACUAGAGAUUUUUACCCCGAAAAAAGCCUCGUUUUGCCCAUGUCGAACGAAGACUUCAUUCAGAUGAUGUUGCUUGAUGGCUGCUUUCUCAUUAAGCUCCUGUGCUACCACAACCGAGGCGAAAUUUACGAGGUCAUAGAUGAUCCCAUUCUUGCUCAGCCAAAUUUGAUUUCUGUUCUCGCCAGGGUUGUUCUUAAAAUUGAGAACCAACUUCCUUUGUUGGUUCUCCAGUCGUUGUUUGACAAAUCAGGUCCAUCUAAAGAAAGAUUUAUGAAGCUUGCCGUAGAAUUCUUGAAUCUUUCCUGGACAGGACCGACACUGACCUUCUUACCUGAAUUUCAGAGAUGCAGUCAUUUGCUGGAGAUAUUUUACUUUAGUCUAGUUCAACAGGUCUCAGGCAACAAUGGCGAUGAAUGUGAUAAAACAUAUGCAUCUACACAUUCCAUGCAAUGCGUAACGGAACUAAAGCUAUCGGGAAUCAAGUUCAAGCAAAGAAAAGCUGAAAGCUUUCUGGAUAUAAAAUUCAAGAACCGGGCUCUCCUAAUUCCAUCCAUCACACUGAACGACAUGAUGAGCACUGUGCUGACAAAUUGUAUGGCCUUGGAACAGUCUCGAGAUUACCGCAUCAACUACAUCUCAGACUAUGUCUCUUUCUUAUCUUGUCUCAUCUCCCAACCAAGAGACGUCUCAUCCCUUUCUUCGGAUGGAAUCAUCUCAAAGUUUUCACACAAUGACAAAUACGUUGCAGAUUUCUUCGACAAUCUGGGAGAAAAUACGGUGUAUAUCAGACAAAGUUAUCUCUCUAAUCAGAUUCAGAAUGUGGAGGCCUAUUACAAUAGCUACUGGGUUAUUAUAAUGGCGUUCUUCGGCAAGGUUGGGAGUAUACUUAGGCAGACCGCUGGCAGGCAGAUUGCCAGACUUUCAUAUAGCGCUGAUCACCAAAGUCUAAGAGAAGCAUUCAGUAAAUAUGGUUAUGUUGCUGAAGCCCUUGUGUAUGAACCAUUUGCAUUUGUGCUGGCUUUUAUUUUGCGAACAGUGGUUUUAUGUGUUCUUUUUGAGAAACAACAUGAACAAGAGGAUCCAGUUAUCCAGUAUAACUGUUCUAGAACACAAGUUUAUAUGCCAAAUUAUAACCAACUAUUUGCAGAUCAUUUUGAAUGGUGA
This is a messenger RNA of Pistacia vera, 1629 nucleotides long. RefSeq names its product UPF0481 protein At3g47200-like. The record is from RefSeq and is a predicted model, not a curated record. Bases 1 to 1629 code for a protein of 542 amino acids. Lineage: Eukaryota; Viridiplantae; Streptophyta; Magnoliopsida; Sapindales; Anacardiaceae. The transcript is spliced from 5 exons.